This is a messenger RNA of Aedes aegypti (yellow fever mosquito), 3337 nucleotides long. RefSeq names its product GTP-binding protein Rheb homolog (gene Rheb). Gene Ontology annotation, molecular function: GTP binding; GDP binding; GTPase activity. Gene Ontology annotation, biological process: small GTPase-mediated signal transduction. The record is from RefSeq and is a predicted model, not a curated record. Bases 194 to 742 code for a protein of 182 amino acids. Gene Ontology annotation, cellular component: plasma membrane. The transcript has 6 exons. Lineage: Eukaryota; Metazoa; Arthropoda; Insecta; Diptera; Culicidae.
UCAAAUCCGCACGCAAAUCAACUGUCAGUUGAUGGUCUCAUCGCCAAGAGAAAGAUCAUCAGGAUCAAACUGUCUAAAAAUCACAAAAAAAACUGUGCGAACGCAAUUCGGAAGCAGAUAGUGAAAAGCGCAGUGUUUUGAUCAAGAAAACGGUUUCCAGCCCAGAACGGUGGAUUAGACGGGAGGAAGAAAAAUGCCUGCCAAAGAACGAAACAUUGCCAUGAUGGGCUACCGAUCCGUAGGAAAGUCUUCGCUCAGUAUUCAGUUCGUCGAAGGGCAAUUUGUGGAUUCGUAUGAUCCGACCAUCGAAAACACCUUCACCAAGAUCACACGCGUCAACUCAACCGACUACGAGGUAAAACUGGUGGACACCGCCGGUCAGGAUGAGUACAGCAUAUUUCCCGCCCAGUACAGCAUGGACUUCCACGGGUACGUGUUGGUGUACUCGAUCACCAGCCAGAAGUCGUUCGAAGUCAUCCAGAUCAUCUACGAGAAGCUGCUGGACGUCAUGGGAAAGGCUUACGUUCCCGUGGUGUUGGUAGGAAACAAAACCGAUUUGCAUCAAGAAAGAGCCGUCUCAACCGAGGAGGGAAAGAAACUAGCAGAAUGUUGGAAGGCGCAAUUCCUGGAGACCUCUGCCAAACAGAACGAGUCUGUAGCAGAUAUAUUCCACCUACUUUUGCAGCAGAUCGAGCGCGACAACGGAAACACCGGUGAGAAGAGUAGCUGCACAAUUUCCUGAACAGCAGGUGAGCAAGCCAUGCAAACCAUCCCAGUACUUCUUCUCCCCAGCCCAAUCACAGUAGCCUGAAUUAUUUUCUACACAUCUGGGUUGUCGUCAGCCACCGCAACACACACCCACACACACACAGACAUACAAACAGGUAGUAGGCGAGGUCGUUGUCGCCACAGGGGCGAGACACUACACUUUUCGGUUUAUCGCCUCUUAGCAAACAAUUGGCAAUCGUGCGAAAAAGCAAUGUUUUCAUAUUAGUUGGAAAGUUUUUUUUAUCGAGUUUAAUUUAUCCAAUUGUGGACUUUUAUCUGUUGAAGGAUGUUAUUAGUUGGGAUGCGAUUAAAAGUUUUUACUGAAGUGUGAGACCUUUUGUAAAAGCUCUGAGAGCCACAAAUCUACAUAGGAAAAGGAAGAAGUAAUCCAAGCGUACAAGUCGUUACAUACCGUUAAAAUCAAGGUUUAAUAUAUAUGGAUAAAGAAAAACAAUAUCAUCGUGAGAGAGAAAGAAGCAUGGAAUGGUGAAUAUGAAAUAUUUUAUUCGAAUGUUUCGACAGGGCAACAGAGGAGAUGAGUUUUCUUUUCGGGAAAUUAGGACUAACAAUUGUGUAAAAAAUUUAUUGAAAAUAUAUUUUAAAAGAAAUUUACCACCACUAAUCUAGUAGCUUGUUAGGGGUCAUUUGAGUAAACAAUAUUAAGUGAACGAAUGAAUGACAGUAAGGUAACAAUGGUGCAGAAUAAGGGCAUCGACCCCCUUUCGCACCUCUGAGGGAAUGAUAUACGAGUCGGACUUUCAUAGAUAGGAUUUAGUUUUAGGUAAAAACGUAUAAUUAUGCCUGCUGCGAUGUAUGUGUAAUGACGAACGUACUGCACUUCUUUCAAUGAGAGGAAAGACAUCCGAACCUAAGCGGAGCAAGGUUGGCGAAUUUAAAUAACCUUCUAUUGCACCACAUCGUAGUGACCAACAGAAACGAUUUCUUUCGAAAAUGAACUAGACAACCUAUGAAAUUCGGAAUUAAUGACACACUAAAAUAGAUUUUUCUGCUUAGCCAAGCUUUGGGUUCAGUGUGCUGAAUAUGGAACUACGGUAACUUCAGUAGAUGUUCUACAAGUGCAGUCUUCAUUCGCAAGUGAAUUGAGUUCACUAGGUUCAAGAAUGUUGACACUAGGCUAAGGGAAGUGGUUUACCUAGAAUGCAGGAGGGAAGUAAAGGAGGCUCUCAGUUAAUAACUGUGGAAGUGUUCAUGAGAACAUUAGGCUGAGAAGCAUGCUUCCGGUUGGGAUGUAAUGCCUGAGAGAAGAAGAAGAGUGUUUCGCUAAAGUGUUUAAAUUCUUAGACCGAGUGAACUCAGUUCAUCGGUGGAUGUCAAUAGGCUAGGAGAAGUGGAAGAAACUUGCCGUUUUUCUUACUUACUUUUCUUCUUAUAUUUUUUUCUCAACGAUUAGAGUUCAUUCCUAUGGACCAAUUCACGAGUUCACUAAUUUGACGUUGGAGUGGAAUGACACGGCACCGCUCAAACGUCAACUAGUGAACUCGUGCAUAAGCCAGGGGAAGUGGUUCACCUAGAGUGAAUUUAUAUCAGAGAAAAAGUAGAUUUUGUACGAAAAUUGAGAAGUAAAUGAAUGACAAGUUCAUCCACUUAUUCUAGCCGAAUCAAGUCUAGUACACGACACUGAAGACUGCCUUACAGUUGAGGUCGAAAUACGCGUAUCUAUCAAAGGAUACAAACCCUAGUGAAUUAAAUGGUAUAGUAUUAAAUUCGCUUUUUCAUUUACAAAUAAAAUCUACUUUUUUAUCUAAAUUUAUUCUAGGCGAACCGCUUCUCCUGGCCUAAUCAUAUUGACUUAUCCACCUAUGAACUAAAUUCAUUCGGUUCAAGAAUUGUGACACGUGGGGCCAGAAGUCAAUCCAUCGAUGAAUUUAGUUCAUUUGGUCCAAUAAUUUUACACUUGAGCGGACACGCUUCUAAAUGCUUCCUAACAUGUUCCGGGCCCAAAGAAGUGUCGAAAAAUUUGCAGUGAACUUAAUUCACCCGUGGCUUAAUCAAUUGUUAACAAAUAUGCCCGUCGAUGUGGAUAAAUUGGGAUGAAUUUAUCGUUAAGAAAAAUUAUAUUUUCCCUCAAAAAUCCGACUUUUUAUCAACGAAAUGCGGUUGACUUCCUUCACAUUAGCAUUUUAGGUGAAUCUCUUUCACUGGCCUAGUUUCACCCAUCAAACUAAGUGCAUGUUGCACUUAUCGAGUAUCGAUUGUAACUGAACGGAAUCGACCGUACUGUACUUCAAAUUUGCGCCAAUCCAAUGCACAAGAACAAGCAGUAGAACAAACAAAACAGCAGAACAUAAUGAACCCAUAGGGAAGCUUAUUUUCGAAUAGUAAUGAACACAUACUAUAAUAUCAAUGUACCUAUUUUAACCCGGCAACAAUACGUAUUUUUGCCCGUUCAAAGCCUGCGACACAAAACAAAAGGAAUCAGUAGUUCUGUUGUAGUAGAUACUAGCUAGCACUAGGAUUAGGGGCAUUGCGGCAGAAAUAGAAAGAAGGCAUGUAACUGUAGACCGAUUCAGCCGAUAGUGAAAAUAAAGCGGAAUUAUUUAUAAGUUUA